ACUAUAUUACCUGCCUCUAUUCUUUCACACUUAGCUUCCGUUGUGACAUGCUAAAUGCGGUUAAUGAAUAAUUUUUAAUUUUUGUAUUUAAAAAAGUUGUGAGUUAAACCAGAACGAUGAGUAAGUUCUUCACUACCGGUACGGAUUCGGAAUCCGAUAGCUCAUCAGAAGAAGAGCAAAUUCAACGAGCACCUGCCGCUAAUUUUACAUUCAGUGAUGAAGAAGAAGAAACAAAGCGAGUGGUUCGUUCCACGAAAGAAAAAAGAUAUGAAGAUCUUAAAAAUAGUAUCAAACUCAUUCGAAACUAUAAAAAAAAUAAAGAUAUGAGUAGUAUGCUUUCAUGUUUUGAAGAACUUCAGAAAUUUUACACUAGAGCUUUGCCAGUAGUGGCAAAAGAGGAAGGUGGCUUAACUCCAAGGUUCUUCUUAAGAUGCUUAGUAGAAAUGGAGGAUUUUAUCAAUGAACUUUGGGAAGAUCGUGAAGGUCGAAAAAACAUGUCAAAGCAUAAUUCAAAAGCUUUGGGUUCAUUACGUCAAAAGCUUCGUAAAUAUAAUAAAGAUUUUGAAGAAGAGAUCGCCAAGUUUAGAGAAAAUCCUGAACAAGAUGAUGAAGAAGAAGAAGAUAAACCCAAGGAAGAUUCAGAAUCUGAAGACGAAGAAGAUCGUCCUUCAGCUGUUAAGAAAUCUGGAUCAGAAGUAAGUGUACCAGAUGCACAAAAGAUUAAGAAAGUCACGAUAGCUGAUGACGAUCAGAGUGAUAGUGACUCUGAUUGGGGUUCGGAUUCAAGUAGUGAUUCUGAAAGUUCUGAUGACGAUGGUCAAUAUCAGAACUUCCGUGAAAGAUUCAUCAAAAAAGCUACGGAUAAAGACGACGACGAAGAUAAAGCAAAGAAAAAAGAACAACGAAAAGAACGCAAAGAUAAAGAACGCAAGAAGAAGCGUGAUGAAGAUGAUGAUGAUGAAGGUGAAUGGGAAACUGUUAAAGGUGGUCUUGUUGUUCCAUCUGAAAAGCCAAAAAUGUUCGCCAAGGAUGCUGAAAUUAAUGUUCCAGCUGUCCUAAAAAAACUUACAGAAGUUAUUGCUGCCCGUGGAAAGAAACGUACUGAUAGACGGGAACAAAUUGAAUUAUUGCAUGAAUUAUUAUCUAUUGCUGAGGCGCACAAUCUUGGCCCCGCUGUAAUAGUGAAAAUUAAAUUUUCCAUUGUAUCUUCAAUUUUUGACUAUAAUCCGAAAGUAUCGGAUGCUAUGAAACCAGAGUAUUGGUCCAAAUUAUUAGGACGUAUAGCUGAAAUGCUUGAUAUGUUGCGUGCCAAUCCGGAUAUGCAAAUAGCUGAGCAUAUUAAUGAAGAUGCAGAAGAGUUUCAAAACCCUCCUUUUAAACUCCACGGAUGUGUACUCACACUUGUUGAACGUUUAGAUGAAGAAUUCACUAAACUUUUAAAGGAAUGUGACCCUCAUAGUAAUGAGUAUGUCGAAAGAUUGAAGGAUGAAAAGCAAGUAGCAAAUAUAAUUGACAAAGUUCAAGAAUAUUUAGAGCGCCAUGGUAGUGUGUCGGAACGUUGUCGUAUUUACUUACGCAAGAUUGAACAUCUUUAUUAUAAAUUUGAUCCAAAUGUAUUGAAGCAAAAAGAAGGUGAGAUCCCAGCUGAUGUAGUAACAUCUGUCCAAGUUAUGGAGAAACUCUGCAAAUAUGUUUACGCUCAUGAUGGAACUGAUCGUCUUCGUACUCGAGCUAUUCUGUCGCAUAUUUAUCAUCACGCACUUCACGAUAAUUGGUUCCAAGCGCGUGAUCUUAUUUUGAUGUCUCAUCUCCAAGAGACUAUUCAACACUCUGAUCCAGCUACACAAAUACUGUACAAUCGAACGAUUGCUCAUCUUGGUUUGUGUGCAUUCCGACAUGCUAACAUUAAAGAUGCUCAUAAUUGUCUUGUAGAUUUGAUGAUGACUGGUAAGGUCAAAGAAUUGUUGGCACAAGGCCUUUUACCACAACGACAACAUGAACGCAGCAAGGAACAGGAAAAAAUUGAGAAACAACGUCAAAUGCCUUUCCAUAUGCACAUUAAUUUAGAAUUACUUGAAUGUGUAUACCUAGUAUCUGCAAUGCUCAUAGAAAUACCUUACAUGGCUGCUCAUGAAUUUGACGCAAGACGGCGUAUGAUUUCCAAAACUUUUUAUCAACAACUACGAUCCAGUGAACGUCAAUCGCUCGUCGGACCACCAGAAUCAAUGAGGGAGCAUGUUGUGGCUGCUGCUAAAGCAAUGCGUAAUGGCAAUUGGUCAGCUUGUAAUAAUUUUAUUAUUAAUGAAAAAAUGAAUGCUAAGGUUUGGGAUUUGUUUUAUCAAGCUGAUAAAGCUCGUGCAAUGCUUACUCGAUUGAUCAAAGAAGAAGCUUUAAGAACUUAUCUAUUUACGUACUCUCAUGUUUAUGAUUCAAUUUCUAUGCCAACAUUAGCUGAUAUGUUCCAACUUCAACGACCUGUUGUACAUUCCACUAUCAGUAAAAUGAUCAUCAAUGAAGAACUUAUGGCAUCUUUGGAUGAUCCAUCUGAAACGGUCGUCAUGCACAGAAGUGAACCCAGCCGUCUACAAUCAUUGGCUCUUCAACUAACUGAUAAAGUGAAUAACUUUGUUGAUUCUAAUGAGAGAAUCUUCGAGAUGAAACAAGGUAACUUUUUCUCACGAGGGAAUCAAGGCAACUUCCGUGAUCGCCAGAAUUAUAAUCGUCAGGGUGCGGAUUGGAAUCGUCAAAGACGAGACCGCGAUCGUAACCGUGAAGAAAACCGUAACUAUUAAUUUGAUUUUUAGAGCAGUUUUAUGAGAACAUACAAGAUCGAAUUUUAGGAACGAAGUUCCUUAUGGGGCGUUGUGAAGGGGUACCCUAUCCGGAAAAAAGCGUUCGUAACGUUAAAAAAAAUGCGUAAGAUUUUUAUGUAUAGCUUAUGGAUGACUUUACAGUGUAAUGUAUAGUCUAAGUGAUGAUUAAACUUCGUUCCUAUCUGGUGAUCACGACACCACACGGUUUUUUUCAACAUUAAUGGUCAUUGUAAAUAAAUAUUAUUAAUUAAAACCGAAAAAGAAAAAAAAAACAAUAACAAUAAAAAUUUUUUUUCAAAAAAUUUAAAUGCUGUCAUUAAUGCAUUACGCUUCACGAUUAUUAUCAGCGUCUCUCGAGUUCGGAUCUUUUCUAACGGAACCAACAACAAUUUGUAUUUCAUAACAAAAAAUUAUUAAUUUUUACAAAUAUACAAUAUGUAAAUGUAACAGAUUUUUUGGAUAUAUUAAAAAUAUGUAGAUCUUUAAU
Messenger RNA from Cotesia glomerata, 3300 nucleotides. RefSeq names its product eukaryotic translation initiation factor 3 subunit C-like. Gene Ontology annotation, biological process: translational initiation. The transcript has 8 exons. Lineage: Eukaryota; Metazoa; Arthropoda; Insecta; Hymenoptera; Braconidae. Gene Ontology annotation, cellular component: eukaryotic translation initiation factor 3 complex. The record is from RefSeq and is a predicted model, not a curated record. The coding region runs from base 117 to 2792 and encodes 891 amino acids. Gene Ontology annotation, molecular function: translation initiation factor activity; RNA binding; translation initiation factor binding.